UAGUCCACUUCAACUCACCAAACCAAAUAGUACUACGCAACAGGCCAGUUCCCAGCACCCACACUACCUCUCUCUCAACAAUGGCGGCUGCUUACGUUUUCCAAUCUCCUCCAUUCUCUACCCACCCUCACCCCAAACCCACCUCCCAAAACCCUAGAUGUUACUUCCCCAUCAAAUCCUCCACCUCCUCCAAUCCCUCCACCCCAUCUCCGCCACAACCCCACCUCAAACACCGCCGACCCGCCGACGAAAACAUCCGCGAAGAAGCUCGCCGCCACAGCUCCACCCACAACCACCAAGGCUUCUCCGCCAAGUACGUCCCUUUCAACCCCGACCCACAACACUCCGAGUCCUACUCCCUCGACGAGAUCGUCUACCGCAGCCGAUCCGGCGGCCUCCUCGAUGUCCAACACGACAUGGCCUCCCUCAAGCGCUACGAUGGCGAUUACUGGAAAUCCCUCUUCGAUUCCCGCAUCGGCAAGACCACUUGGCCUUACGGCUCUGGAGUUUGGUCCAAGAAAGAAUGGGUACUUCCAGAGAUCGAUAGUGAUGAUAUUGUGAGUGCUUUUGAGGGAAAUUCGAAUCUGUUUUGGGCUGAGCGUUUUGGCAAGCAGUUUCUGGGCAUGAAUGAUUUGUGGGUAAAACACUGUGGAAUUAGUCAUACUGGGAGUUUUAAAGAUCUGGGUAUGACUGUUUUGGUGAGUCAGGUGAAUCGGUUAAGAAAAAUGAAUCGACCUGUAGUCGGAGUUGGUUGUGCUUCCACCGGAGACACCUCGGCCGCGCUGUCGGCCUACUGCGCCUCGGCGGGGAUUCCGUCGAUUGUGUUCCUUCCUGCGAAUCGGAUUUCGCUUGCUCAAUUGGUUCAGCCGAUUGCGAAUGGGGCUUUUGUGUUGAGUAUUGAUACUGAUUUUGAUGGGUGUAUGCAAUUGAUUAGGGAAGUUACUGCUGAAUUGCCGAUUUAUUUGGCGAAUUCUUUGAAUAGUUUGAGGCUUGAGGGUCAAAAAACAGCUGCGAUUGAGAUUUUGCAGCAAUUCGAUUGGGAAGUGCCUGAUUGGGUGAUUGUUCCUGGUGGGAAUUUGGGGAAUAUCUAUGCAUUCUAUAAGGGUUUUCAUAUGUGUAGAGAAUUGGGUUUGGUUGAUCGAAUUCCGAGGCUUGUUUGUGCUCAAGCUGCGAAUGCUAAUCCGCUUUAUCUCCAUUACAAGUCGGGUUGGAAAGAUUUCAAAGCUGUUAGGGCUAGUACUACUUUUGCAUCUGCAAUUCAGAUUGGUGACCCGGUUUCAAUAGACAGAGCGGUUUUCGCUCUCAAGAAUUCGAAUGGGAUUGUCGAGGAAGCAACCGAGGAAGAACUUAUGGAUGCCAUGGCUCAAGCGGACUCGACUGGGAUGUUUAUAUGUCCUCAUACGGGGGUUGCAUUGACGGCAUUGAUUAAGCUGAGGAAUAGCGGGGUAAUUGGUCCUACUGAUCGGACGGUAGUGGUGAGUACAGCACAUGGAUUGAAGUUUACGCAGUCGAAGAUUGAUUAUCACUCAAAGGAUAUACCGGACAUGGCUUGUAGGUUUGCUAAUCCACCGGUGCAAGUGAAGGCGGAUUUUGGGGCAGUCAUGGAUGUUCUGAAGAAGUACUUGUUAAGCAAAGAUUCAAAGUACUAAUAAAUCUUGAAAAGAGUAUUGUAAGACUUGCUCUCAAUGCUCAUCAUGUACCUUUGGUCUGAGUUUUUGCUAUGCAGGUUGUUUUAAAUCAAAAUUUCCAAUUGAAGCAAUUUCAAACUUAUUUUCCAAACUCAAGCUUCUAAUUUCAUGAAACAAUAAUGUGGGUUUGAGAAUUAAGUUUAGAACUGCUUUCAGUUUUGGUAAUUUGUUUUAAAAUAACCUGUAUUUCAUAAAAAAGGCUCACCUUUUAUUAUUUCCUUAUUUGGUUAGCUCUGGAUGUUGUUAUUUCAUGUGCUUUGUUGUUGGAUGACAUUCAUUUUGUAGGAUUAGGUGCUGCUUUAACUUUAAGAGAGCUAGUGUUUAGUAGGCUGGUGAGGAUCAUCUUGUAGGCAGCAUGCUAUUUUGAGAUAAUUUAGUAAUAAAUUAUGAUUUGAAUUUGAUUA
This is a messenger RNA of Camellia sinensis, 2092 nucleotides long. Its product is annotated as threonine synthase, chloroplastic. Gene Ontology annotation, molecular function: pyridoxal phosphate binding. The record is from RefSeq and is a predicted model, not a curated record. NCBI's taxonomy places the organism in Eukaryota, Viridiplantae, Streptophyta, Magnoliopsida, Ericales, Theaceae. Gene Ontology annotation, biological process: amino acid metabolic process.